AAAACCACAACCAAAGGCCAUCAAAGUACAGCUGGUACAGUGAGCUGAAGCACUGAGAAAAACAACACAUCACCACCAUGGGCAAGGUCAUCUUCUACGAGGACAGGAACUUCCAGGGCCGCAACUAUGAGUGUAUUAACGACUGUUCUGAUAUCUCCUCAUACCUGAGCCGCGUUGGUUCCAUCAGGGUGGAGAGCGGUUGUUUCAUGGUCUAUGAGCGCAAUAGCUUCAUGGGCAACCAGUUCUUCCUGAGGAGGGGCGAGUACCAUGACAUGCAGCGCAUGAUGAGCAUGGGCAUGAUGUUCGACAGUAUCAGAUCUUGCCGCAUGAUUCCUGCAUACAGGGGAUCCUUCAGGAUGAGGAUCUAUGAGAGGGAUAACUUUGGAGGACAGAUGUACGAGCUGAUGGAUGACUGUGAAAACAUCAUGGAUCGUUUCCGUAUGUCUGACUGCCAGUCCUGUCAUGUGAUGGAUGGUCAUUGGCUCAUGCAUGAGCAGCCCAACUACAGAGGCAGGAUGAUAUACUUUAGGCCCGGAGAGUACAGGAGCUUCAGAGAUAUGGGAUAUAGCAACAUGAGAUUCAUGAGCAUGAGGCGUAUCACUGACAUGUGUUAAAUCGCUAGAAUUUAGAAGCAAAUAAAGUGUUAUUUUCAGAACUAG
This is a messenger RNA of Rhinichthys klamathensis goyatoka, 659 nucleotides long. RefSeq names its product gamma-crystallin M1. Gene Ontology annotation, biological process: lens development in camera-type eye; visual perception. NCBI's taxonomy places the organism in Eukaryota, Metazoa, Chordata, Actinopteri, Cypriniformes, Leuciscidae. Gene Ontology annotation, molecular function: structural constituent of eye lens. Bases 78 to 614 code for a protein of 178 amino acids. The record is from RefSeq and is a predicted model, not a curated record. The transcript has 3 exons.